This is a messenger RNA of Thlaspi arvense, 1992 nucleotides long. Lineage: Eukaryota; Viridiplantae; Streptophyta; Magnoliopsida; Brassicales; Brassicaceae. The record is from the annotation of a GenBank genome assembly.
AUGUUUUUUCUAUAUAAAUACCUGGAGGCGUUUCAUCUUAAACCCCACAGCAAAAAGCCACUCUCCUCUCUCUCUCUCUCUCUCUCUCUAAUUUUUGUUUCCUCUGCUUCCAUGGCCACCAAGCUCGACACAAGCAGCUUACUUUUCGCUCUCUUGUCCAAAUGCAGCCUCCUUACUCAAACCAAUCUCGCUUUCUCUCUCCUCGUCGCCUCCCUCGCUUGUCUCGCUCUCUCUGUCUUUUACUGGUCUCAUCCCGGAGGACCCGCCUGGGGAAAAUACUUCCUACAUCGUCGCCACCGAACCACCGUAAUUCCCGGACCAAGAGGCUUACCUUUCGUCGGAAGCAUGUCUCUUAUGUCAAACGCUUUGGCUCACCGUUGCAUAGCCGCAACCGCGGAGAAAUUUGGAGCCAAACGACUAAUGGCGUUUAGCUUGGGAGAUACUCGCGUGAUCGUCACGUGCAAUCCCGACGUAGCUAAAGAGAUUCUGUACAGUCCGGUUUUCGCUGACCGGCCGAUUAAGGAAUCAGCGUACUCCCUUAUGUUUAACCGUGCUAUUGGAUUCGCUCCUUACGGCGUUUACUGGCGAACCUUGAGAAGAAUCGCGUCUAAUCAUCUUUUCAGCCCGAAGCAGAUCAAACGUUCCGAAACGCAGAGACGUGUGAUCGCGAAUCAGAUCGUGAAGUGUCUCGCAAAACAGAGUAACACCGAGGGACUCUGUGCUCGUGAUUUGAUCAAAACGGCGUCGCUUAAUAACAUGAUGUGCUCUGUUUUCGGGAAAGAAUACGAGCUUGAGCAUGAACACGAUGAAGUGAGUGAGCUUCGUGGUUUGGUGGAAGAAGGUUAUGAUUUACUCGGAACACUUAACUGGACCGAUCAUCUCCCAUGGCUGUCGGAAUUUGAUCCUCAGAGAAUCCGGUCUAGAUGCUGCAGUCUCGUACCAAAAGUAAACCGGUUCGUGAACCGUAUUAUCUCAGACCACCGUGAUCAAAUUCAUGACUCGCCGAGUGACUUCGUUGACGUAUUGCUCUCUCUUGAUGGUCCGGAUAAAUUAUCCGACCCGGAUAUCGUCGCCGUUCUUUGGGAAAUGAUAUUCAGAGGAACUGACACGGUGGCUGUUUUGAUCGAGUGGAUUCUUGCUAGGAUGGUCCUUCAUCCAGAUAUUCAAUCGAUGGUUCACAAUGAGCUUGACCAGAUCGUGGGAAGAUCAAGAGCCGUCGAAGAGUCUGACGUGGCGUCUUUAACAUAUCUGACGGCUGUGGUGAAAGAAGUCCUGAGGCUUCACCCGCCAGGCCCACUUCUAUCAUGGGCCCGCUUAGCAAUCACAGAUACGACCAUCGACGGUCGUCGUGUUCCCGCGGGGACAACCGCAAUGGUGAACAUGUGGGCCAUAGCGCACGAUCCACACGUGUGGGAAGAUCCGUUGGAGUUUAAACCCGAACGGUUUGUAACGAAGGAAGGUGGGUUUGAAUUCUCGGUUCUUGGGUCGGAUAUGAGGCUUGCACCGUUUGGGUCGGGUCGUCGGGUAUGCCCCGGGAAGAAUCUGGGUUUGACCACCGUUACGUAUUGGAUCGCGACGCUUUUGCACGAGUUCGAAUGGCUUGCACCGUCGUCCGAUGAGAAGACCGUUGACUUGUCCGAGAAACUGAGGCUCUCGUGUGAGAUGGCUAAUCCUCUUGCUGCUAAAUUGCGCUGCAGGCGCAGUUUAAGCGUAUGAUAAGAUUAUACACUAAAGGAAAAAGAAAAAAUAGUGUGCGAGUGUGAGAGGCAGUAAAGAAAAAAAAGGCUAUGAAGCUUUUAUAUAAUUAACACUAACAUCUUGAUACGCGACGUGUUUGCUGGUGUGUGCCCGAGUGAUGUAUUUGUAAAUAUAAUGAAAAACAUUAUUUAAUACUAUGUGACGAACAAAAAAAGGGUAAUACUACAGUUGUGGUUUUAUUUUGCUUAAUGAAACCUAAUUAAUAUUAUGGAUUACUAGCUCCGCUAUUCUGGG